UCCUGUGAGCACCACACCUCACUGCAUGAGACCUGGCUUUCUGGCAAUAGAGGGAGCUUGUCCAGUUGGUGAGGAGACUUUACAAAUACGACAUUGGAGCAACUGAGGCUCAGUUCAGAUGCAAACAUCUCAAAGUUCACAUAAUACAUACUCAGUAUCCAAGAGAAAAAAGCAACUUAGAUUAAAAGUUCGAACUGCAAAAUGAGCUUUGAUGUUCCAAACUCCACCCAUUUUGGCUUCAUCAGAAUGUGUGUACCUUUCUGUGAAACACUGCGGUAGCACAGACCUUGGCAUCACUCAACUGCAGAGAUGAUUAAUGAAGGAGUCACCUACGCAGAACUGAAUGUGGCAAAGAAGUCCAGGGACCAGCAACGGAAACCAAGGGGCACUCACAGUUCCAUUUCAGUAGUGGAGCAGGAAAUCACUUAUGCAGAAUUCAACUUUCAAAAAGCUUCUCCAGAGCAUCCCGCCAUCUGCAGGGACUGCUGCUGCAAAGGCUUUCCAUGUCCUCCAGAAAAACUCAUCGCUGGGACCCUGGGCAUCAUCGGCUUUGCCUUAAUGGUUGCUGUGGUUGUAGUUAGUACAGUGACCACUCCAUAUACUGAAGCAAAGGUGCAGAUCAACACAUCCUUGACUACAACCCACAGAGCACACCCUUGCGGCUGUUGUCCAAAGGAGUCGAUAUCAUAUUCCCACAACUGUUAUUACACUGGUGUGGAGAAAAAAUCUUGGAAUGACAGUUUGGUGUCCUGCGCUUCCAAAAACUGUAAUCUGCUUUACAUAGAUAGUGAAGAGGAGCAGAUAUUUCAACUGGACAAAAGGCUCCAGUUCUCUGGGCCCCUCCUUUUUGACUGCAUGAGCAUGUGUAGCUUUUUAAGUAGGCUCGCCAUAGCACAGCUCACAAGUAGAAUCGCGGAACAACACAGAUCUGACAUCACUGGCCUGCAGACACCAGACAUGGAUCGACUGUUUGGAACUGAACGUGCCUCAGAACGCAGGGAAGUAGCAAAGAAAACCCAGUCGCAGAUCCGUUUCAGUAAAGGAGCAGAAGAGGGCCUGCUGGAGCCCAGACUUCAAAGUGCUUCCCAGAAGCAUCCCAAGACCCACAGGCGCUGCUACUGCAAAAAUUUCUCAUCGCCUCCAGAGAAGCUCAUCUCUGGGAUCUUGGGCAUCAUCUGGUUUGCCUUAUUGGUGGCUUUGGUGAUAGUAACCAGAGUUGUCUCGUCAUAUACUGAACCAAAGGAACAGAUUCACUCACUCUUGAUCAAAACCCAGAAAGGUACACACCAUAAUAUUUCUUCAGCACAUCCUUGUAGUCAUUGUCCAAAGGAGUGGAUAUCUUAUUCCCACAAUUGUUUUCAUAUUGGUGUGGAGAAAAAAACAUGGAGUGACAGUGUGGUGUCCUGUGCUUCCAAAAACUGUAAUCUGCUUUACAUAGAUAGUGAAGAGGAGCAGGACUUUCUGCAAUCCCUCUCACUGGUCUCAUGGGUUGGAGUCUCCCGGAAGAGCAGAGGUCAACCCUGGGUUUGGAAAAAUGACUCAAAUUUCAAACCAAAGAUAUCAGAGGUUCCCUAUGAUGAGAUUAACUGUGCCAUGCUGUCAACAUCUGGCCUCACAGCAGACAACUGUACAGCUUUACAUACAUAUCUUUGUGAGUGUAAGCUCACAAACUGAAACCCCUGCACCUGGAGUCUGCCAGGUAUGGUUUCAAUGCAUAACCUGAAAAUAGAAUUGUGAUUGAGUACA
Messenger RNA from Acomys russatus (golden spiny mouse), 1746 nucleotides. RefSeq names its product NKG2-A/NKG2-B type II integral membrane protein-like. The transcript is spliced from 11 exons. Gene Ontology annotation, biological process: positive regulation of natural killer cell mediated cytotoxicity; stimulatory C-type lectin receptor signaling pathway. NCBI's taxonomy places the organism in Eukaryota, Metazoa, Chordata, Mammalia, Rodentia, Muridae. Bases 310 to 1674 code for a protein of 454 amino acids. The record is from RefSeq and is a predicted model, not a curated record.